ACCGGUCAUUCCGGAGACGGCGGCCGCCAAAUGUCGGCUACUCCGUCACGUCCGUCUUCAUUCAGAAGUUCAAGCUCUGUGUGCCGCUUCAAAACCCUAAAUCCUUCAUUUCUCCUCGUGAAACUGAACCCUUUACACAUUCGAUCCUCGAAGGGGAAAAGCCAGAUCACGUGUGAGCUUAAAAGCUUUGCGGAAAACUCGCUCAAGUAUAGCAUCGAUUCCGUCUCUGGAAUGGAUCAUCUCCAUAUCGUUCAAAAUUCUUCUGCUGUUCCAAUGGCCGCAAGUGCAGGUAUAGAUUCGCCUCCGAAGAGUUCGAAGAAGGUCUGUCUUUUCUACUGCGCCGAAAUGAAGGAACUCGCUGAGAAAGUUGCUGCUGAAUCCGAUGCAAUUGAUCUUCGAAGUAUCACAUGGAGGACAUUUGCAGAUGGAUUCCCCAACUUAUUCAUUUCUAAUGCUCAUGGCAUACGUGGCCAACAUGUAGCGUUUUUAGCAUCAUUUAGUUCUCCAGGAGUAAUUUUUGAGCAACUAUCAGUAAUAUAUGCAUUGCCAAAGUUGUUUGUCUCAUCGUUUACUCUAGUGCUUCCCUAUUUUCCCACGGGAACUUUUGAGCGUAUGGAAGAAGAAGGAGAUGUUGCAACAGCAUUCACUCUUGCUAGGAUCUUGUCACAUAUACCAAUUUCAAGGGGCGGGCCCACUAGCUUAGCGGUUUUUGAUAUCCAUGCCCUGCAGGAAAGGUUCUACUUUGGUGACAACAUCUUACCAUGCUUUGAGAGUGGUGUGCCUUUGCUUAAGAACAGGCUUCAACAGCUUCCUGAUUCCGAUAAUAUAUCCAUUGCUUUUCCUGAUGAUGGUGCAUGGAAGCGAUUCCAUAAGCAGCUGCAGCAUUUCCCUACGAUUGUAUGCACCAAAGUUCGAGAAGGCAACCAACGAAUUGUGCGCCUCAAAGAAGGAGACCCUAGAGGCCGUCAUGUUGUAAUCGUUGAUGAUCUAGUACAAUCAGGUGGCACUCUGAUUGAAUGCCAGAAAAUGCUGGCUGCACAUGGAGCAUCCAAAGUCAGUGCCUAUGUGACACAUGGGAUUUUUCCUCAGAAGUCCUGGGAACGGUUUCAACAUGAUAUUGGAGGUUCCCCUGAGAAUGGAAUGUCCUAUUUCUGGAUCACGGACUCCUGCCCACUUACAGUGAAGGAGGUAGAGAACAGACCCCCAUUUGAAGUCCUUAGCAUUGCUGGCUCCAUAGCAGCUACUCUUCAGAUAUGACAGCACUGGAGUACCUCACGAGGGGAGUCCUAAAUCUUGCAAAGCUGUUUGACUUAUGUUUCCCUGACUUGCAUUUCUUAGUAAGAAUCCAAAGAGAGUUUUGAGGCCAUGAAAUACAACUCUCAAGGCGGCAGAAAUCCAC
Messenger RNA from Telopea speciosissima, 1399 nucleotides. Its product is annotated as ribose-phosphate pyrophosphokinase 4-like. The transcript is spliced from 7 exons. The record is from RefSeq and is a predicted model, not a curated record. Gene Ontology annotation, biological process: purine nucleotide biosynthetic process; 5-phosphoribose 1-diphosphate biosynthetic process. Lineage: Eukaryota; Viridiplantae; Streptophyta; Magnoliopsida; Proteales; Proteaceae. Bases 31 to 1257 code for a protein of 408 amino acids. Gene Ontology annotation, molecular function: ribose phosphate diphosphokinase activity; magnesium ion binding. Gene Ontology annotation, cellular component: ribose phosphate diphosphokinase complex; cytoplasm.